Messenger RNA from Telopea speciosissima, 697 nucleotides. Its product is annotated as outer envelope pore protein 16, chloroplastic-like. Lineage: Eukaryota; Viridiplantae; Streptophyta; Magnoliopsida; Proteales; Proteaceae. Gene Ontology annotation, cellular component: chloroplast outer membrane. The transcript is spliced from 6 exons. Gene Ontology annotation, biological process: protein import into chloroplast stroma. The record is from RefSeq and is a predicted model, not a curated record. Gene Ontology annotation, molecular function: amino acid transmembrane transporter activity. Bases 78 to 518 code for a protein of 146 amino acids.
UCGUAAUUUGCAGAUUUUUAGGGCUUUCCGUUCCAUAGAGGGAUCAAAAUUACUGGCCAACCGUCGAAGAUCGGAAAAUGCCGAACAGCAGGUUUUCUGGUUCAUUCUCAUCUCCGGAUGUUAGCGUUACCAUUGACAUGGGAAAUCCUUUUCUUAACCGCACCGUCGAUGGCUUCUUGAAGAUUGGAACUGUCGCGGCGGCAAGAGUAGCAACUGAAGAAACGUAUCACUGUAUUCGCAAAGGGAGCUUUUCCAAAAACAAAUUGGAGCACUCACUGAAGAAGAUGUGCAAGGAGGGUGCUUAUUGGGGGACUAUAGCUGGUGUCUACGUGGGUAUGGAGUAUGGGGUGGAGAGGAUCCGUGGCACAAGAGACUGGAAAAAUGCGAUGCUCGGGGGUGCAGUAAGUGGGGCUCUGAUAUCUGCAGCCAGCAACAGCAGUAGAGACAAAGUCGUGGUGGAUGCUAUUACAGGAGCUGCCAUUGCUACUGCAGCCGAGUUCCUUAAUUAUCUUACUUGAAUAGAACAGAACCGGUACAACUUCCUACCUCUCAGCAGAUUGUAAAAAAGAAGGAAAAAGAAGACACUAUCUACUAUUUUUCUUUCUCAUUUUGAAUCAGCUCUUUGGUAAACAAUGACUAGUUCGAUCUGUUGAUUAAAUACUAUCUGAAUUUACAAUUUCAAUUGUAUGCUGAAUGG